Choloepus didactylus (southern two-toed sloth) is the source of this 954-nucleotide messenger RNA. Its product is annotated as olfactory receptor 12D3-like. Gene Ontology annotation, cellular component: membrane. The coding region runs from base 1 to 954 and encodes 317 amino acids. Gene Ontology annotation, molecular function: G protein-coupled receptor activity; olfactory receptor activity. The record is from RefSeq and is a predicted model, not a curated record. The transcript has a single exon. Lineage: Eukaryota; Metazoa; Chordata; Mammalia; Pilosa; Megalonychidae. Gene Ontology annotation, biological process: G protein-coupled receptor signaling pathway.
AUGGAGAACACCACUACAGUGAAUGAGUUUCUUUUAUUGGGAUUGACCUGUAUUGAAGAAUUGCAACCUGUAAUUUUCGUGACUUUUCUCAUCCUAUAUCUGAUAAACCUGCUUGGAAAUGGGGCCAUAUUAGUGGUUGUCAUCUCAGAGCCAAGACUCCACUCACCUAUGUAUUUUUUCCUGGGAAAUCUUUCUUGUCUGGAUAUCUGCUGUUCUUCGGUGACACUGCCCAAGCUCAUGUCAAAUCUUCUCUCCACUCGCAAGGCCAUAUCUUUCCUAGGUUGUAUCACUCAGCUGCACUUCUUCCACUUUCUGGGCUGCACUGAGGCCAUCUUGCUGACCAUCAUGGGCUUUGAUCGAUUUGUGGCCAUCUGCUAUCCACUACGGUACACUGUCAUCAUGAACCGCCAGUUGUGUGUUUUGUUGGCAGCUGUUGCCUGGCUCACCAGCUUCUUUUAUGCUCUGAUGCAUUCUGUCAUGACUGCACGCCUGAAUUUUUGCCACUCUCAGAAACUUAAAUACUUUUUCUGUGAUAUAAAGCCCCUUUUGGAAUUGGCAUGUGGUGACAUUCAGCUGAAUCAGUGGCUCAUUUUCAUUGUCACUUGCAGCUUGGCUAUGGCAGCUUGCUUCCUCACUCUACUCUCCUACUUGUACAUUAUUAGCUUCCUUCUGUUCAAGAUCAAGUCCUUCAGUGUCCUCCACAAAGCUCUGUCCACUUGUGCCACCCAUUUCAUGGUGGUAUCUCUCUUUUAUGGAGCUGUGGGCCUCACUUACAUUCCCCUUACCUUUGCCUCCUCUGUAAUACAGGAACGGUUUGUGGCCAUCAUACACACUACUGUGACCCCAGUGCUGAAUCCACUAAUAUACACCCUUAGGAAUAAGGAAGUGAUGUUGGCCCUCAGGAAAGUCUUUGGGAGGAGCUAUUUGCCUAAAGAUGGCCAGUGGCAACACUAG